Molecule: messenger RNA, 1302 nt
Organism: Callorhinus ursinus (northern fur seal)
Lineage: Eukaryota; Metazoa; Chordata; Mammalia; Carnivora; Otariidae
Gene: CD28
Product: CD28 molecule
Biological process (GO): T cell activation; immune response; T cell receptor signaling pathway
Cellular component (GO): external side of plasma membrane; membrane
Source: RefSeq, a predicted model, not a curated record
GGUGGCUGUGGAUGACGGAGACGCUCGGGGCUUUGGCAGGUGCAUCUUCAAUUUCCCUCACACUUUGGACUCCUCGGGGAGGAGGGGCUGGAGCCCUGGCCCACCAUUAGCACAAUGAUCCUCAGGCUGCUUCUGGCUCUCAACUUCUUCCCCUCAAUUCAAGUAACAGCAAGGCUAAUCAUCCAGUAUGAAGAUAAAAAUCAGGACAAUGCCACUUAUUUUUCCACGAGAGGAUUUUUCAUUUCUCCCCAAACCUCAGCAAAUAAACUGUCAAAAUGGCCAGUUCGAACGUGAUUGAUUUCUCCAAUGCUCUGCAUUUCCCUUGGCGUGCCCUUCUUUUUCUGAGAGAGGCACAGAAGGCAGGAAGAUGGUUGGCAUUUAAUAAAAACUCAUCAGCAAAGCAAGAAAACAAGAUUUUGGUGAAGCAGUUGCCCAGGCUUGUGGUAUACAACAAUGAGGUCAACCUGAGCUGCAAGUAUACCCACAACCUCUUCUCAAAGGAGUUCCGCGCAUCCCUUUAUAAGGGAGUAGAUAGUGCUGUGGAAGUCUGUGUUGUGAAUGGAAAUUACUCUCAUCAGCCUCAGUUCUACUCAAGUACAGGAUUCGAUUGUGAUGGGAAACUGGGCAAUGAAACAGUGACAUUCUACCUCCGGAAGUUGUUUGUUAACCAAACGGAUAUUUACUUCUGCAAAAUUGAGGUCAUGUAUCCACCUCCUUACAUAGACAAUGAGAAGAGCAAUGGGACCAUUAUCCAUGUGAAAGAGAAACAUCUUUGUCCAGCACAGCCGACUCCUGAAUCUUCUAAGCCAUUUUGGGUACUGGUGGUGGUUGGUGGAGUCCUGGUUUUCUAUAGCUUGCUAGUAACAGUGGCUCUUUGUGCUUGCUGGAUGAAGAAUAAGAGAAGCAGGAUCCUUCAGAGUGACUACAUGAACAUGACCCCCCGGAGGCCCGGGCCCACCCGAAGGCACUACCAACCCUAUGCCCCAGCACGCGACUUUGCAGCAUACCGCUCCUGACAUGGACGCCUAUCCAGAUGCGAGCCGGCUGGCAGCUCUUCAUCUGCCCAACACAACUGCUCUGGAUAGGAAAAACCCGCCUCGUCUUCAGCCGGCCACGGGCUCCUUUUAUGGGCUCUUAUUAAGCUCCCAAUGCCAAUUUUUCUUGAAUGACUAGACCAAAUAACAUUAUUUUGAGACUCUGAAAUGAAGUUAAAGAAUAUUACUGUGGCAGGCUCUGUCUUGUCGUGCCAUGACCCAAAUUCCAACUUGCCAUGUAUUUAUUGACUCAAGAGGUUGCAGUAGA